Gavialis gangeticus (Gharial) is the source of this 5034-nucleotide messenger RNA. It is a transcript of the gene ADAM19, whose product is annotated as ADAM metallopeptidase domain 19. Gene Ontology annotation, biological process: membrane protein ectodomain proteolysis. The coding region runs from base 1 to 2739 and encodes 912 amino acids. The transcript is spliced from 23 exons. Lineage: Eukaryota; Metazoa; Chordata; Crocodylia; Gavialidae. Gene Ontology annotation, molecular function: metalloendopeptidase activity. The record is from RefSeq and is a predicted model, not a curated record.
AUGUCGGACGGCCACGCCAGGGAAGAAGCGUCCGGUCGCUGCCAGCCCUGGGUGAUUUUGUUUUCGAGUCUGAACAGCUGCUUGUGUUUGCCAGGAGGAACCAGUGCAGCUGGCCCAGAGUUUCCUCACGAAGUGGUCGUUCCUCGGUGGAGAGCAGUGGGAAGCCUCGGCAGCACUAAGCAUCCAUUCAAAGCUGAAGUCAAGAUCACAGCAGAGGGAAAGGACCUCAUCCUGGAUGUUGAGAAGAAUGAGCACCUCUUUGCACCGGGCUACACCGAAACCCAUUACACCCCGGCUGGAGUGCCCCAGACCGUCACUUUGAACCACACGGACCAUUGCUUCUACCACGGUGCCGUCCGAGGCGUGGGGCAAUCCAGCGUCGCGCUCAGCACGUGCACGGGGCUGCAAGGUCUGAUUGUCCUCAGCCCCGACCUCAGCUAUGUCAUUGAGCCCGUUCCUGAGAGCCGGGAGCAGCACUGGGUCUACAGAUUGGAGCACCUGAAGGUCCCACCUGGGUCCUGUGGGUACCAGCUUGCUAAGCCCACAGACAGACGCCGGCUCCAGGAGUUUGUGAGGCCGCUGAACGUGACCCUUCACCGGGCCAGGCGGGCGGCUCCGGAGCCUAUGAAGUACGUGGAGCUUCUGCUGGUGGCAGAUUAUGCAGAGUUUCAGAAGUACCAGGGGGACGUAAGGAACAGAUUAGUGGAGGUGGCGAAUUAUGUGGAUAAGUUUUACAAGGCCCUAAACAUUCGGGUUGCCCUGGUUGGGCUGGACAUCUGGAACCACCGGGAUCAGUGCGACGUCUCCGAGAACCCCUACUCCACCCUUUGGUCCUUCCUGGCAUGGAGACGCAAGCAGCUGGCGCGCAGGAAGCACGACAAUGCCCAUCUCAUCACCGGGGUGCAGUUCCAUGGGACCACGGUUGGCUUGGCCCCGCUGAUGGCCAUGUGCUCGGAUUUCCAGUCGGGAGGAGUGAACAUGGAUCACUCUUCCAGUGCCAUCGGCGUGGCUGCCACCAUUGCCCAUGAGAUGGGGCACAAUUUUGGCAUGAAUCACGACUCAAGUGGCUGCUGCACUGCCCGGUCCGAGGAUGGAGGCUGCAUCAUGGGUGCUGCAAUAGGGCACCCGUUCCCCAGGGUGUUCAACAAGUGCAACGAGAAGGAGCUGGACCGGUACCUGCUUUCAGGCGGGGGGAUGUGCCUCUCCAACAUGCCCGACACCCGUACUCUGGUCGGGGGGAAGAGAUGUGGAAACGGCUACCUGGAAGAUGGGGAGCAGUGUGACUGCGGAGAGGUGGAGGAGUGCGAUAAUCCUUGCUGCAAUGUGGCCGAUUGCUCUCUGAAGCCUGGCGCCGAGUGCGCCCACGGCACCUGCUGUCACCAGUGCAAGCUGGUGUCUUCGGGGACUCUGUGCCGGGAGACCUCAGGGCAAUGCGACCUCCCCGAGCAUUGCACCGGCAAGUCGUCCUUCUGCCCCGUCAACGCCUACAAGAUGGAUGGCACCGACUGCUCCGGGGGGACGGCCUACUGCUACAGCGGCAUGUGUCUCACCUACCAGCAGCAGUGCUCGCAGCUCUGGGGCCGCGGAGCCAGACCCGCUCCUGACCUCUGCUUCGAGAGGGUCAAUGCUGCUGGUGACCCCUUUGGGAACUGUGGGAAGGACAUCAAUGGCCACUACCGGAAGUGCGAGGCCAGAGAUGCCAGAUGCGGAAAGAUUCAGUGCCAGAGCUCUGCUUCCAAGCCGGUGGCAUCCAACGCUGUCGCGAUAGACACGACUAUCACCGUGAAUGGGAGACGGAUCAGUUGUCGGGGGACCCACAUCUACAAGCCUACGGAGGAUGAGGGGGACAUACUGGACCCUGGGCUGGUGAUGACUGGGACCAAGUGUGGGAGCCAUCACGUCUGCUUCGAGGGCAUCUGCAUGAACACCUCCAUGAUCUUCGAAGCUGAAGGCUGUAGCAAGCGGUGCCAUGGACGGGGCGUUUGCAACAACAACAAGAACUGCCAUUGCGACUCUGGAUGGGCUCCCCCAGAUUGCAGCCGCCCCGGGAAAGGGGGCAGCGACGACAGCGGGCCCCUGCCCCCCAAAAACCUCAUCCCCGUGAUUGUCGGAGUCCUGGUUUUCAUUCUGGUGGUGGUGGUUCUCAUCAUUGUAUUUUGCUGCUAUAAAUGGAAGGAAAAACUCAUGGUCUUCAAGCAGGCCAUUGCUCAGUCAAAGAAGCCGCAGUUCAGCAGUGCCUCUGCUCCGGAGCAGGACAGUAGGAAGGGCCACAUGAAUCCCGCCUUCAAGCUGAAAACCCCAGAGGAGCAAAGAAAGGCUAUCGGGACACCUGCCAUCCCCCCUGCCCCUCCGGUCUCUCCUCCCCAGCCGGCUCCAGAGCCCAGCAUUAAUUUCCAGCCGCUCCCUGCUUUCCCGCCUGGGCGCAGCAGUGACACCACGUCUUCCCCGGGUCCAGCACGUGGGGUAGGAAUGAAGAAUGUGCCAAGACGACCUCCUCCAAAAAGACCACCCCCCCCUGCUCCCAAACUCCCAGUCCCGCAGGACACGUCCAGCCCCUGCCCGCCGCAGAAGGCCUUGCCAGCGACCCCCGUCCCUGCCGGACACAGAACCGGGCCAGGGGCUAACGCCCCGCCUCUGCUGCCCCCCACGGCUGCAAGGAGCCCAGGCCCACGCUGGCCACCACCAACAGAGAGCCCAGCAGCGCGGGCGGCCGGAGCAGCGCACGGCUUGAAGAUGUGACGGCGAGGCUCGGGGCACGGAUCAUCCCGCCGCACGCAGGCUCUUCCCGGAUCUCACGGGGCGUCGGACGGCUUCGCUGCCAGGACGCAGACAUGCAGGUUGCGUGCUGUUCCUUGUCUCCUCUUCCCCAGCCCGUCGUGUUUCUGGCCUGACUCUACACCAAAUCCAGGCCUGGUGUGACUGGUCCGUCCCUGGUCUAGGUAGAUGCAACUCCCGUUAAAUCCCCGGGGACUUGCAUCAGUGUAUAUACCGAUGCUGAGUGUAGCCCCCGUGCCGUCUGCUUCUCUUCAGCGCAGGAGUGACUUUUCAAAUGGCAAUGCUUUGUACUGUUCUGCAAUAUACAGUGCAGGAUGGGGAGAGAAAGGCCUUCUUAUGUCAGGCACCCAGAGGUUUCAACCACUGAAAAUACACCUGGGCUUGGCUGUGGAUCUGAGCUGGUCUAAAAGGACCAGCAGACUCUCUGCAACCAGCACCUCCUGCAACCUUUCUCUCCUCUCCUUCCAGUCAUUUGCAUGACCUGCUCAGUUUGUUUUUUCUGCUCCAGUUCACGUUCGGGGCCCGGGCUCACGGCUUUUCCAGCAUCCGCAUUGUUCGGACGCUGACAAGGUACUACCGAUUAAACUCUCUCAACAAGACGCAGGGUGCAAGAAGACAUUCCCGGGGAGGCCAGGUGCUGGUCACCUCCUCUCCGCUGUGCGCUGGGAAUGCAUUUCUCAUCAGACCAGUAGACUUUCCAUGUGUAGGUUUCUGUGCUGGGCGAUACAGUUCAACACCAGGUACGAAGAAGAAACUUCACUUGAAAGCUGCCGAGUUGGGAGAAAAGCGGCGGUUUUAAUAUCCCAUAUGGUGCUUUCCUUGGACGGCUGACUGAUUCCAGCUUCCUUCUCGCUGGACGUGGCGAAGGCAGUCCUCCAUGCGCACUUUACGCAGCUGAUGGUUCGAAUCCUAUGGACUUGACCUUGUGAAUUUGAUGUUUUUAAACUGGUUUGGAUUCCCACAUGUUUUAUCUCAGGAUUUUAGACUUCGGGCUGUUUGGUUCCCCCAGCCGUUUUGCCUCUUUUCCAAUUCUGGAGAAAUCUGUUCAGAAACGGGACAGAGCUUUACAGACAAGGUAGUCAAGGCUGUGCAGUGUGAGACACCUAUUAUGUGCUGCUGCUAUUGCAGAAACCAAAACCAGACCUUUCCCUUUCCCCUCCUUCCCCGCCGCACCCUGUUUUGGGGACCGUGUUUGCAUCAGUGCUCCCUGUCAAAAAAUGCCCUGGACCAUUUGCGUCAGACUUGGCUGUUUGCAGCAUUGGUACCUCUUCUUCAAGAGUCUGUGAGUAGACAGGGGUAUAUUUUUUUGCCUCUUUCUGUCCAUUGUUGCCCACUGCAGUGGCUGCUUUGGAUAUUUCCCCCGAUUCCCUAGCUCUGAAACACGGGCGAGCCAGUCCAAUUACCUCCCCCCCAGAGAAAUGCACAGAGGCGGAGUGAAAGAGAACGACUUGCUAAUCUCAACCUGCAGCUUCUCCACGCCGGCCCGUCGCGCUGUGCUCGUUACUGCCUGCUGCUGUCUGUGCUUGGAUGCACAGCAACAACACACGCCUUGAUGGAUGGGAGGAUUUUUGCAGGCACUUUAUUUGUAUAUUUUCCUUGCCAAAAGCAGUGAUGGAAGACUGCUCAGGAGGGAAUUGCACCAGCCGGGAGCUGUUCCUCAGGGGCUCCUUUCCAGGACCGUAGCAGCCACUUUUACUAGCUUCUCACUACUUGACUCGGGUCUUAGUCCCAAUCAGCAUGAGGCCUUUUGCAUACAGCUUGACACCUUAUUCAGAUCACUCACACGCACACGUAUGACUUAUUAAUCCCUGAAGCCAGUGACCCACCUAAGUUUACAGCCUCUGGUUCUGAUCAAAUGCCCCCCAAAAUUCAUCAGGAGUUUUUUCUUUGACUGUUGAGACAUGGACUCAAGCCCUCUAUGGAUCCCGCAGGAAACCCAAAGCGUAGAAUACAACCCAAACCGGUCUUUCCCGAAAGUUACAGCUCCUCCCGAAGGUAACACGCAGCAAAUCCUUUUGCAUUGUACACGUGUACGUGUGAGGCGAGUGGAUGGGACUUGGGGGGGAUACAAGGUGAUUUUAGGUACUUAUUGUUGUUGUUUCUUGGGAGAACAUAUGUGAAUAUGUGUCACUUCCUCUUCUGUCCGUGUAUUAAUGGUUUACAGUAAUGAUCUUGGUGCAUCUAUGCAAAUACUUGAAUAUGCAAUUCCUUGUGCCUUUUGCCUGGUUUAGAUUUAAUAAAUUUAUUGUCAAUUGGCAU